This is a messenger RNA of Paramecium sonneborni, 1013 nucleotides long. Lineage: Eukaryota; Ciliophora; Oligohymenophorea; Peniculida; Parameciidae. The record is from the annotation of a GenBank genome assembly.
AUGAAUAAAUCAAAUAUACUUUUUGGAAGUAGUAAAUAAAAAAAUGGAUUACUAAUACCUUAAGAAGAGGUUUCAAUUUCAAAACUUGAAUCUAUGGAAGCAGAAUCUCCAUUAAAAGAAAUCAACUAAGAUUAAACCAAAAAUGAAGAAUCUGAGAAUGUCUUAUUUUCAAUUAAACAUGAAUUAUUUGAAAAUGAGAAUAAAAUUGGAUAGAACUAAGAUGAUUAAAAAUGUUUAAUUUAUCCUAAUCCAUUUAAAGAGUUAAGAAUUCCAUUUGAUAAGAUUUAAUUUAUUUUGUAGCCUCUUUAAAGAAAUGGAAUUUUACAAUGUUAAAUUCGUAAGAUAACAAACUAAUCUCCAAAAGAAAAUGCAAAAUAUGAGUUGACAAUGUUUGAUUUACCAAUUUUAAUUGCUGAAAAAUUUCAUACUUUUUUUAAACGGAAAAUUGUAAUUAAAUAGUCAGGUUCAAAUUACUUUGCUGGGAAAUUAAAGUGGGAUAAUUAUGGAAAAAAUUUUAUUUUUCUUGAUAAUAAAGUAAGUCCAAAAAAAUGUUCUUCAAUUAAUAUGUAAAGAUUAUGUAUAGGUGGAGCUAAUUAUUAAAAAACAGGAAAGAAGAAACCACAUAAAAUUAGAGUAAUUUAAUGAUUAAAAAUAGGUAUACUUGCCAGAAUUAAACUCAAAUAAUGAAAUGUAUGAAUAUCGAUUAGAAAAAUGUAAAUACUUUGAUGGUUAACCAAAAAAUUUUUAAGAAUUUUAAAAUAGAGAACCAGAAUAUAGUCCACAAGCAAAAUCUUUCGUUUUACCAUUUUACAAUAGAGCUUUGAUAGCAUCAUCUAAAAAUUUAUAAUUAUGUCAAUAAGGUAAAAAUUAGGUUUUCUUUCUUUUGGGAAAAAUUGAAAAAGGAUUAUAUAAUCUCGACUUUUAAUGGCCAAUUUUACCUUUGUAGGCUUUUUAAAUAGCAAUGUCAUGUUUCGUAUCAAGAGCAUCAGAUUGAAUUAAUAAUUAAUAUAGAC